AGGGGGCCGCGGGCGCCGGCGGCCGGGCUGUCAGCUCGGGGCUGCCGCCGCGCGAGGAGGCGCGGGAGCCAGGAAGGAGCCGUGGGCUGGGAGCCGCUGUCCUCCCCGCCACCACCGGUGCCGGGCACCAGGUGAAUGCCCCUUCCAUCCCCCGCCCCGGGUGUCUCGGUCCGGUCUGAGGAGACGGGGACCCUUCUCCUCACGCCGGCCGCUGCCGCCGCCGCGCUCCGGAACAGGUGACCGUGGAGGGGAAGUCUCAGCUUCGGCCGCGGCGCCGCGUUCGGGCGCAUCCCAGAUCCUCUUCUAAUGUAGAUGGCUUUCUUCCAAGUGGUGGUGAUGAUGGUGGUGGUAGAGGGAGCUUUGUGAGGAGGAAGACAUAGUGACAGAAAGUUCAGAAUUAAGUCAUUCCAAAGGAAAAUGAGAACUUUCUUCCCCCAGAGGCCUUCCCCUCUGAAAUAGCCCCAUCCAGUCCUUCUGUGGAACUUCUGAACAUCUUUUAUUAGUGGAAAUAUUUUCUACACAAUGAAGUCAACAACUUAAUUUAAACCAGUGUUUGUGCAGUUCUGAUUCAUCUGCUGUGGUUCCCGAAGCUUGAGAUCUAAGGAGUACAGGGUCUUUUGUGAUGACAAUAUGACUAAUAGUAAAGGAAGAUCUAUUACUGAUAAAACAAGUGGUGGUCCAAGUAGUGGAGGAGGUUUUGUAGAUUGGACUUUACGUUUAAACACAAUUCAAUCUGACAAGUUUUUAAAUUUACUCUUGAGUAUGGUUCCAGUGAUUUACCAGAAAAACCAAGAAGACAGGCACAAAAAAGCAAACGGCAUUUGGCAAGAUGGAUUAUCAACUGCAGUACAGACUUUUAGUAAUAGAUCUGAGCAACACAUGGAGUAUCACAGUUUCUCAGAGCAGUCUUUUCAUGCCAAUAAUGGGCACGCAUCAUCAAGCUGCAGCCAAAAGUAUGAUGACUAUGCCAAUUAUAAUUACUGUGAUGGAAGGGAGACUUCAGAAACCACUGCCAUGUUACAAGAUGAAGAUAUAUCUAGUGAUGGUGAUGAAGAUGCUAUCGUAGAAGUGACCCCAAAAUUACCAAAGGAAUCCAGUGGCGUCAUGGCAUUGCAAAUACUUGUGCCCUUUUUGCUAGCUGGUUUUGGAACAGUUUCAGCUGGCAUGGUACUGGAUAUAGUACAGCACUGGGAGGUGUUCAGAAAAGUUACAGAAGUUUUCAUUUUAGUCCCUGCUCUUCUUGGUCUCAAAGGGAACUUGGAAAUGACAUUGGCAUCCAGAUUAUCCACUGCAGUAAAUAUUGGGAAGAUGGAUUCACCCAUUGAAAAGUGGAACCUAAUAAUUGGCAACUUGGCUUUAAAGCAGGUUCAGGCAACAGUAGUUGGUUUUCUAGCAGCUGUGGCAGCAAUUAUAUUGGGCUGGAUUCCAGAAGGAAAAUAUUACCUUGAUCAUUCCAUACUUCUGUGCUCUAGCAGUGUAGCAACUGCCUUCAUUGCAUCUCUUCUGCAGGGAAUAAUAAUGGUUGGGGUUAUCGUUGGUUCAAAGAAGACUGGUAUAAAUCCUGAUAAUGUUGCUACACCCAUUGCUGCUAGUUUUGGCGACCUUAUAACUCUUGCCAUAUUGGCUUGGAUAAGUCAGGGCUUAUACUCCUGUCUUGAGACCUAUUACUACAUUUCUCCAUUAGUUGGUGUAUUUUUCUUGGCUCUAACUCCUAUUUGGAUUAUAAUAGCUGCCAAACAUCCAGCCACAAGAACAGUUCUCCACUCAGGCUGGGAGCCUGUCAUAACAGCUAUGGUUAUAAGUAGCAUUGGGGGCCUUAUUCUGGACACAACUGUAUCUGACCCAAACUUGGUUGGGAUUGUUGUUUACACGCCAGUUAUUAAUGGUAUUGGUGGUAAUUUGGUGGCCAUUCAGGCUAGCAGGAUUUCUACCUACCUCCAUUUACAUAGCAUUCCAGGAGAAUUGCCUGAUGAACCCAAAGGUUGUUACUACCCAUUUAGAACUUUCUUUGGUCCAGGAGUAAAUAAUAAGUCUGCUCAAGUUCUGCUGCUUUUAGUGAUUCCUGGACAUUUAAUUUUCCUCUACACUAUUCAUUUGAUGAAAAGUGGUCAUACUUCUUUAACUAUAAUCUUCAUAGUAGUGUAUUUAUUUGCCGCUGUGUUACAGGUAUUUACCUUGCUGUGGAUUGCUGACUGGAUGGUCCAUCACUUCUGGAGGAAAGGAAAGGACCCGGAUAGUUUCUCCAUCCCCUACCUAACAGCAUUGGGUGAUCUGCUCGGGACAGCUCUGUUAGCCUUAGGUUUUCAUUUUCUUUGGCUUAUUGGAGAUCGAGAUGGAGAUGUUGGAGACUAAUAAAUUCUACAAACUGCUCUCAAGUUACCAAGGAAGAAAAUACACGACAACCACUUAUGGCUCUUUUUCAAAACUCUUAAAUCAGUAAUUUGACUUUUGCCAGGGUAAUCUUCAGUUGGCCCUGAUUCAAUUAAAUGGCCUCAAUUUUUUUUUAAGGAAUUUGUGUCAAAACCAGAAUGAAGAGUAUUUGUGCUGCUUUUCAUAGAAUAAAUGAUAAUUUGACAUAGACAUAGAUAUAAGUUCCAGCUCUGAAAUUAAUUAGGAAAGAAUAUAGGAUGUUUACAGUGAAUAAUUUUAAAACCACGACAUAGCAGAAAUGUACUUUAUUAUUAAAUUUGUAAUGCAGGAUUAGAAGAAGCAGAGCUCUAGUUUAGCCUUUCUUGUCUCACAGAUGUGCUGUAUCCCAGGCAUACUAUAAAACAAAGGGUGCCCAACCAAGCUUUGAAUCGUAUUAACAAUGCCAACCUCUAUGCUAGCUGAGGAUAAAUUUACCAAUUGCUCAUAUUUAAACUGACCUAAAUAUAUUUUGCUGAGCAUAAGAUAAACUCACUUUUACCUCCAUCUAAAAUUACCCUGUGCCGAUGCCAAUUCAAUUUCAGUUCUGCAAGUUCUUGUCAGGCUAACCUUUAAACAUUGAGUGAUCUUGAGAGAUUGUUAAUGAAAGCAGUGAGUCAUUUUUUGAUGAUAGAUUUGUUGGAAAAAUGUUGAUGUGUUUUAAAAAAUGUAAUCUUCAAAAACAGAAGAUAACCUGAGCUGCAUUUGUAAAGACCAGACGGUACAAGAAUGUGUGUGUGUGUGUGUGUGUGUGUGUGUGUGAGAGAGAGAGACUUUUGAUGAAGAACUAUAUCUUGGAUUGCUGAUAGCAAAGAUCAUAGUGCUGUUGGAAUAUCAGCAAUAUAGAGUUAUUCUUAAACACAUUUUAUUGACAUGUUUUUGUCAUUGGGUCCAAAAAUUUUGCUGCUGACCAGAAUUUACUAUUUGUUACCUAUAUUCUUUUUUUUUUUUUUUUUUUUUUUGAGACAGAGUCUUGCUCUGUCACCCAGGCUAGAAUGCAGUGGUGUGAUCUCAGCUCACUGCUACCUCCGCCUCCUGGGUUCAAGUGAUUCUCCUGCCUCAGCCUCCCGAGUAGCUGGGAUUACAGGAAUGCACCACCACGCCCAGCUAAUUUGUUACCUACACUCUAAUUAAUAAUUUCUUAUUUUAAAAAGUAGUACUAUUUAAUAUAAUCAAGAUAGGAGAUUUAAAAUGAGCAAGUGAUUCAUUUGCUCUUUUAAAGAAGCCCGUGACUUACACUUUUAAAAAAGAAGUUGGUGGGUUACCUCAAUUAUUGUUCAUGCUUAAACAUAUCCAUUUUACAGGCUUAUUUCUACAUGGGACCCUAUCAUAUAUACUAUAUUUCUCAAAUAAUUUUUCUAAAACUCUGGCCUAUAUUCUAAACACUUGACCAACACCUUAGUUAUUGAAUAGGUAACCAUUUUUAAAGCACAUGUGGUUCAUUUUUUAAAAUUCAAUCUCUCAAGACCGUUAGAUAUUUAAUAAUUUAAGCUGAUAAGGGUAUCAAAAUGCACAUUAACUUUGAUCAUCAUGAUUUAAGUUGUAACUUUGUGUUAUUAUAUAAAUAUUAGGUUGUUUAUAAGUAUAUUGGGAAAAGUAUUCUUGUUAAGCUCUUUUAAAUGAGGGUUUAGAGUUAUAUAUUUUUGCUCAUUUUUAAACUUUAAUUAUUCCAUUCUUCUGCCUUAUAAUGAAAUUUUUAAGGCAGAGAACUGAACUAAUUAUAGAAUUUCUCCUUUGGAGAGUUAUAAUGUCACAUAGUGAAAAUUCUUAUAAAAGAAAGAAUAAGUUUAAGUUGAUGAAUAUUUAGCUGCAAAGAUUUUUUACUUAAAAAAAAAUCCAUGAAUAAUAUCUUUGAUUUUAUUAUAAAGCAUUUGUAAAUUAUUUGCAUUUGAGCUGUAAGAUUCAUAAACAUUUACAUUUCCCAAUGAUUUCUAUUUUGAUUUUUUAAAAAUAUACAGGGCAAGCUACAUUUUUAAAGCAUUAAUCAACAACUUUAUUGUAUUACACAUUCCAGUGCACACACAAUAUCAUUUAAUAUUCACAGUAGUACCUGUGAAAUAUAUCAGAUGGAUAUUCCUAUCUCUAUUUGCAGCAGAAGAAAUCGACAUUCAGAGAACUUACAUUUCUAAGGUUGUACAGCUGCAAAAUGACCAAAUUGUGAAGUCCCUAACAUCCAGGUUUUCAUAAUGCCAGUACUCUUUCUAUGACACGUUUAUGACCCUCCAAAUGUACCAAAACUACCUAAUUCACAGAGAGGAAGCAAACUGCAAAAAUAGGAUUUUUAAAAGUACGAUAGAGUAUUACUACAUUUUUUCGAUUUCAGACAAAGAAACCUCCAUUUAUUAUAUCCUCAUGGUGAGUAUUGCCAGCUCUAAAUUAUUCAUAUUUCUAAGACCAAGGAAAAUAUAGAUAAAUGAAAAUUUUGAAAUAAAGAACAGUGCCUUAAUUUGUAAAAUCUAUCAUUGCUGCCACCCUGCCCAGGUCUUGCCAUUUGCCAUACAUGCUGGUAAAUAAAUAUAAUGACUGAUAGAGUUCUGUCUCCUUUCUCUUUUGCUACCCAACCUUGGUUAGAGCAACCAAAUGUCUAAAAGGCACGUAAUAGGAGAAAAAAAUAAAAACAUUAGUCACCAAUUCGCCGAUUAUAAAAGGGAUGUAGAUUCCUUUAAAUUAUUACUGACCUUUUGAAAGCCUUCACGUAAGUAUGUAACAGAUAAAAUGACUCAUUUACCCACAACAAUCAUCUAUUAUCAGUCUUAAGUAAUGUUAAUUCACUGUAUUUAUUUUUAUACAACAUAAAAACUUCUGCUUUCCAAACUUCUUCCUUUUCACUAAUUUAUCAGCCACUUUAUUUAUACACAGAUAACACUUUUAAAAACAUUUUUUUCUUGCCCAUUUUUUUCUUUCAAAAAUAAAGUUUCUUAGAACCUGAUAAAAUGGAAACUUAUGGUAAUAUGUCUUCUGGAAGAUGUCCAAAAAUUCCACACCAUAGACUAUCAAUGAUGUAGCCAAAUAAAGGCCAUUCAAAAAAAUCAGUAAUUGGGAUUCCUUGGUAUAGUGUACCCAUUUAUAACGGGGUUCUGCCAUCUUUGAAUUGUUUUAAACUCAAAUAAAGAAUAAAAUUUAAGAAAUAAUUA
Symphalangus syndactylus (siamang) is the source of this 5540-nucleotide messenger RNA. RefSeq names its product solute carrier family 41 member 2 (gene SLC41A2). Gene Ontology annotation, cellular component: plasma membrane. Gene Ontology annotation, molecular function: monoatomic cation transmembrane transporter activity. The record is from RefSeq and is a predicted model, not a curated record. Lineage: Eukaryota; Metazoa; Chordata; Mammalia; Primates; Hylobatidae. Gene Ontology annotation, biological process: monoatomic cation transport.